This is a messenger RNA of Helicoverpa zea (corn earworm), 1323 nucleotides long. RefSeq lists its product as uncharacterized. Lineage: Eukaryota; Metazoa; Arthropoda; Insecta; Lepidoptera; Noctuidae. The record is from RefSeq and is a predicted model, not a curated record. The transcript has 3 exons. The coding region runs from base 1 to 1323 and encodes 440 amino acids.
AUGUUCUGCCCCCAUAAGAACUCGUAUCUCCAGCUAGAAUGUGCUAUGGAACCGAGGGUCAUCAACAAGGCUGUUCGAAGAGCUAUGAGGAAGAGCCAAAUUGACCCUCAUGAUGAAAAGCCAGCAGCGCAAAGGCUGACCUCUUCGCAACCAUCUCUGUACGCACCCUGGGUGGACAUAACCAGGGCGAAAAUCGGUUUCGGACGCCGAGGACUACGCAUUCUCAACCGAGAACUCAACUCAGAUGAUCCAUUGAUACAAUUGCAAGCUGUUAACAGUAUUUAUGAUCAGGUUUAUAUAUCGGAGAGCGCAUUGUUUCUCAUCAGUUUAAACGUCGUCUAUAGACUUAUUAAAUUGAUAGAGCAUAGUGACGCCACGCUGCGGGAGAAGGUGAUCCUUAUCCUAACUCGACUUGCUAAUUACUAUCAGGGCAAGAAGCAGAUCUUGUCGAGACCAAUAAUCAUCGAUCGCAUUGUAGACAUAUUUUUAGAAGAUUGCAAAGAAAUACGAUACGCUGCUGCGUUCUUGCUCAAAACUCUGACAAGGGGUGAAUACGCUUGUGAAGUUAUCUUAAAGAAUACAAGAGUCGUGGAGGUUCUUUUAAAGGUAAUGCUAAAUGACCAUAUGACUAUCGUCGUAUUUUAUUUGAAUGCACUCAAAAACUUAGCGGAGUAUGACCAAGAGAGACCCCUGAGAGCUAACGCAUUUCAAGUGAUGCGAAAUUUUAUGAAAGUACACGAGCCGAGAAUCGUGACCGCUGCAAUGGAUUGCAUGACGCAACUCUGCAAACACCCCGUGGGCAAAGCCUUAGCCGACCAGUACGACAUUAUAAAAGCCAUAAAAGUUCUUCUGUUAGCUUCUAAUGUGGAGGUAAUAAUAUGCGCUGUCGGAUUACUGAACUACGUAACUAUAACAAACAUGUCGAAAUGGCGAUCGAAAGAGCUACAGUGGGACUUGGUCAAGCGUUUGGUAGAUUUGGCCGUGUCCAGUAAUUUGCCAUCGCUGCAGUUACGAUCAUUGCAAGUGCUCAUCAACUUGUGUGAAAGCCCUGACCUGCAUCAUCACAUAGGAAGUAUUUGGAGAGACAAAAUAAGCAGCAUACAGGUGAAGACGCAUGAACAAUGGGACGGUACCACGACCACUACAACUUUUGGGCUGGAGACUGGUCACAACUACAGAACUAUGUGUAUCGAGGAUGUGGAGACGAUAAGGAACGAUGAAGGUGACAAUGCUGAGGUUAUGAAUGCACACAGCUUCUUGCAACGAGUUAGGGAUGCAAAGCAACGACUGUUAGAUGCUAUUGACAGACGGCCAUAUAAGUAA